Molecule: messenger RNA, 1839 nt
Organism: Zasmidium cellare ATCC 36951
Lineage: Eukaryota; Fungi; Ascomycota; Dothideomycetes; Mycosphaerellales; Mycosphaerellaceae
Exons: 1
Coding region: 1-1839 (612 amino acids)
Molecular function (GO): dipeptidyl-peptidase activity
Source: RefSeq, a predicted model, not a curated record
AUGUCUUCGCGUCUCUACUCGCACUGCUUCUACCUGGACAUGGCCGACUCCCUCCACCAUGACAAUGAAGUGUCUCAUUGCACAUCACCUGCUCCUCCUACGCAUGCACUUGGUCCACUGCAGGGCGUCUACGUUCCUGCAACCGAUGGCACAAAGAUCGCGCUAGACAUCCUAUUCCCUGAAGCACCCUCUGGAACAACCUUCCCAACGGUCCUCAUGAUGACACGAUACUGGCGGAACAAGAUCGGCGAAGACCUCUACCCCUGGCAGACCUAUUUCGCCGAACGAGGUUUCGUCGCCAUCCACGGUGAUGUACGGGGCACAGGAGCCUCAUUUGGACAAUGGCCCUAUCACAGGUCCCGCUUGGAAACACUGGACUUCACGCCGAUCAUGGAUUGGAUUGUCGCUCAAUCCUGGUCUGACGGUAGGAUUGCAGGCACCGUGACUUCAUACAGCGCCAACACUGCAGAUUGGAUGGCCGAGCGAAAGCACCCGGCGCUCAAGGUGAUUGUACCGCGGUAUGCUGAUUACGAUCCUUACACCGACGUGUACUUUCCGGGAGGGCUUCCGAAUGCUUUCAUGGGACGCACAUGGGGGAUGAGAGUCAAGAAUCUCGAUCUCAACCUCAAAAGGAAUGCCCAAGGACAACUGUUGCCGGGAGUUCGACUUGUAGAUGAGUCUGAAGGCGGGCAGAUGCUUCGAGACGCCUUGGAAGAGCAUCGACCGGUCCCUUCAGUGUGGGAGGGUCUUCAGGAAGUCACGUAUCGUGACGAUCGGCCGUCGUCUUGGCACGGUACGUCCAUGACAGACUUUGGUAUUGCUGCCCACAUGGAGCGUGUCAACGAGGCAGAGAUGCCAUGUCAGACUUGGGCCUCAUGGAUGGACACAUGCACAGCAAACGGGGCAAUACGUCGAUUCUUGACUCUGAGAGAUCGAGUCCAGGUCGUUAUCGGACCCUGGGGUCAUGGAGGCAGAAGCACCCUUGAUCCCCUUUGCCCUGAAAACGACAAGAUCAUGCCUUACCUCACCCAGCAAGCAAUGGUAUAUAUGUUCAUCCAACAGGGUCUUGAUGGCGAGAUGAGAGAUAUGGGGAAGCGGAUCGAUUACUUUACUCGUGGCGAACAACGAUGGAAGACGACUAGAACAUGGCCGCUGCCGGAGACGAAGUACGAAGAGUGGCAUUUCGGUCCUGAUAGCCGCCUGGUGAGAGACCUCACUGCGGAUGGUGUAGAUACCUAUGCCGUCGACUUCGGCGUCGGCAGCGGCAAGACAACUCGCUGGCACACUGGUCAGGACGGCGGCCCGGUUUUUUACCACGAUCGAGCAGAAGUCGACAAGCGUCUCUUACGCUAUACAAGCCCACCGCUUUCCCAAGACGUCGAGAUCACAGGCCAUCCCGUCGUGACCAUGUCCUUGACAUCAACCGAGACCGACGGGGCAUUCAUCGCAUAUCUGGAACUCGUCGCCCCCGAUGGCAAAGUCAUCUACCUGACCGAAGGACACCUUCGAGGCAUUCAUCGUCGAGUCUCAAAUGAACCCUCGCCUGAAGCAGCGAUUGGUCCUCAGCAUAGCUUCCUCCGCAAAGACGCCAUGCCUUUGGUACCUGGAGAGUUGGUCGAGGUCACAUUUGCCCUGAAUCCGUUGUCGAUCCUCGUCCCUGCGGCUUAUUGUAUUCGUUUGGCGCUCGCAGGAGCGGAUGUUGAUAUUUUUGCGCGUAUCCCUGCGGUGGGUGGUCCCGUCUGGGGUGUCCAUCGUGGACCAUCGGCCAGGUCGAGGGUUACGCUUCCUGUAAUCCCUCGACAGCGAAAGGGGCUUCUCCAGCAGUCGCGUAGUGGCUGA